Messenger RNA from Cyclopterus lumpus (lumpfish), 851 nucleotides. RefSeq names its product cytochrome c oxidase subunit 4 isoform 1, mitochondrial (gene cox4i1). Gene Ontology annotation, biological process: mitochondrial electron transport, cytochrome c to oxygen. The transcript has 5 exons. The coding region runs from base 160 to 669 and encodes 169 amino acids. Lineage: Eukaryota; Metazoa; Chordata; Actinopteri; Perciformes; Cyclopteridae. The record is from RefSeq and is a predicted model, not a curated record.
GUGGUGCCGUAAAUCAGAAUGGAAAUAUCGUAAAAUUAGAUCAUAUAGCAUCAUCCAUCCGGUCUGUUCACGCCCUCUUAACACGAUUUACGUCCUUCCGGUCACCAUCACACUUCCUUUCAGAGCAUCGGCGUACGGGAGUAAGGAAGAGACAGUAGAAUGCUGGCGACCAGAGCCCUUCGCCUUGUUGGCAAACGUGCCAUUUCCACGUCUGUUUGUGUUCGUGGAGGACAUGGUGUUGCCAAGGUAGAGGCCUACGCUCUCCCUGCCUAUUUUGACAGGCGGGAGAAUCCCCUCCCAGAUAUCAGCUAUGUGCAAAACCUGAGUCCAGAGCAGGCGUCCUUGAAGGAGAAGGAGAAGGGCUCCUGGGCUGCACUCUCUGAUGAGGAGAAGAUUGCAUUGUACCGCAUCAGCUUCAAACAGAGCUUUGCUGAGAUGACCCAGGGAUCGUCGGAGUGGAAAAGUGUGGUUGGAGGGAUGAUGUUCCUAGUUGGCUUCACUGGUCUGAUUGUGCUCUGGCAGAGAAAGUUUGUGUAUGGACCUGUCCCACACACAUUUGAGGUUGAGUGGAAAGAGAAGGAGCUUCAAAGGGUGUUGGACAUGAGAAUGAACCCAGUCGAGGGAUACGCAUCCAAGUGGGACUACGAAAACAAGCAGUGGAAAAAGUAAAGUACCCAGAGGACUAUAACACAUACUUUGAAGAUAAAGGCAGACCAACUCAGAGAUACAAGAAUACCUAUAUUUCUGUAUUGAUCAACUGUUCACAUUACCUCUGCAUUUUGGAAGGCCUCUUCCUCUUAUGGUCAUUGUGUAUUAUAGAAAUAAAAAUGGUUAAACUGAUAACCCUUCUA